Molecule: messenger RNA, 2485 nt
Organism: Pieris brassicae (large cabbage white)
Lineage: Eukaryota; Metazoa; Arthropoda; Insecta; Lepidoptera; Pieridae
Gene: CLIP4
Product: venom protease-like
Exons: 9
Coding region: 97-1953 (618 amino acids)
Biological process (GO): proteolysis
Molecular function (GO): serine-type endopeptidase activity
Source: RefSeq, a predicted model, not a curated record
UGCGAUCUCAGUUUAUAAAACUGGCGGCAAAAGACGCACGCCUUGAAAAUUCUGUGCUGCAAAUUAAUUUAAAAUUAAAACCUUAUUGUGUUAAUUAUGUUGCGUGUAUUUUUGUGUAUUUGUUUGUGUGUUCAAGUUGUUUUUGGACAGUUUGGUUUCUACCCGAAUGACCGUCGCUAUCAACAGCCAUACCAAUAUGGAUUUAGUGAAAAUGUUCUAAAUCCAAGAAGAAUUCAGCAGAAACUAAGUUCUUUACUUAGUUUCCAACCUGAAACAGAUAACAGCAACGCCGCCUUCAUCUAUCCGUUCAACAACCGACGUAUACCUCAUAACCCAUACAAUAACUAUGAUAACAAUUUCCAAUCCAGCAACGUUCGAUUUCCAACCCCGGGAGACAAUGCUAGACCAACAUAUCCUGGUGACAAUACUUUUGGACCAGACUAUAAAGAAGUUCCAAAUCAACCAAAAGAUGGUCUGACAUUUCAAGACUUCAUAACGAAGCCAUCUUUGGGUGGCGAUACAAAUGGACAAGAAAAUCCAGAUAAGCCCUAUAAAAAUGAUCCAUACGAACCUAUCACCAAUAGACCUGUUUUAGAUAUAACAACGCAAAAUAUUAAUUACGAUGAAGUUUACAAGCCAGGCUUUUCAAAUCACAGCAGUGGCCUUAUAAUGGGUACUGUAUCAAAUAAACCAGGGUUCGGAAGUUUUAUAACACCAGAUUCAGGUUCUCCAAACUUUGAUACCAGUUCUAAGCCUUCUUUUGAAGAUAGAAACGGAGAAGAGGUGACAACCCUUCCAACAUUGACACCUGUGCCGCCGUCGGAUGCAAGACAAAACAUGAAUUUUGGACCAGCUGGAAUAUUUAAGAACACAUGUGAAACGGUGGACGGUGGUGUCGGAAAUUGCAUAAUGAUACAAGAGUGUGACCUCUAUUAUAAGCUGCUGAAGGAUUCCCGGGAUAAGACGAUUGUAAACAUCUUAAGAAAAUCGCAAUGCGGUUUUGAAGGGCAAAAUCCUAAGGUAUGCUGCCCCUUACCCGGUAUACCAGACGAGCCACCAGUUCCACAAACCACGACAGUUGCUCCUUCGCCGCAAGGAAAAUCGGUGGACACAGAUGGCUUGACACCAGUUACGUCGCUUCCGGAACCACCCGUUUGCGGUGUUAGCGAAGCAUCAUUUAGUCGAGUUGUUAAUGGCAUUCCUGCUAAACUUGGUGACUUUCCCUGGAUGGCACUCCUGGGCUACCACGACAGCCGUGGAGGGCCUGAAACCAGGUGGAAAUGUGGAGGUUCUUUGGUGACUCAACACCACGUUUUCACAGCUGCCCAUUGCAUACAUGGCCAUGAAGAGCAGAUGUAUGUAGUGCGUCUAGGAGAGUUGGAUCUAGCAAGUGAAAAUGAUGGAGCAGCACCUGUAGAUGUGCUAAUCAAGUCAAAGAUCAAACACGAGAAUUACGACUCAGUAGCCUACACAAAUGACGUCGGUUUACUCGUCUUAGACAAGGACGUACAGUUUACCAAAUUAAUAAAACCAAUCUGCAUCCCUCAAAAUCAGAAAUUACGAUCUCUAACCUUUGAAAAGUACAAUCCUCUUAUAGCAGGAUGGGGGGAUGUUUCAUACCGCGGUCCCUCGGCAACCCACCUUCAAGUAGCCCAGAUACCUGUAGUCAGUAACGCAGCGUGCAAAGACACAUACAAACAGUACAAAAAGCAGGUGAUAGAUGAAAGAGUGUUGUGUGCCGGUUGGAAGGAUGGAAGACAGGAUGCCUGUCAGGGUGACAGUGGAGGACCCCUGAUGCAGCCUAUUUGGAACUCGGAAACAUACCAGACAUUCUUCUACCAAAUCGGCAUAGUUUCAUUCGGAAACAAAUGCGCUGAGCCCGGAUUCCCCGGUGUCUACACACGGGUCACACACUUUGUUCCAUGGCUAGAAGAGAAGAUAAUCGGAUCUUAAUAUAUAUCCAUCCAACUGCUACAUAAAGACCGAAUUUCUACCAUCUUUAACAUCUGGCUGCUGAGCUGGAAGACGCUUUGGCUUGCAUUUUGAACUAGAAACAGUAUUGAACUUCAUUAUCUACUAUUUAUCUAUAAUGAUGUUAUCAUAGUAUUAUUGCUUUAUAAAUGUUUGUUGUAUUUUUUAUAGGAAUAACUAAAUGGACAAACUCUCGAUUUGUAAAAUUGCCGGAAUGUAUUUUUUGUAAGAAACGCCAUUGUAGCGUUCGUCUAUAUAUUACUGUGACCAUUCGAGACCUUAUUGUAUUUAUUUUAGCACUCAAAAUAUUGUUGUAUUUAAUCAAAUAUGUUUCAAAUACAGAAAUGGAUAGUAAAUAUUCAAACUUUUGUGAAAUGAUACAUAUACAUGAACAGUAAUAUUUUUAUAGAUUUUAAAAAAUGUAAAAGAAAAUUUCUGUUACAAAUCUUAAUAAUUAUAAGGGAUUGGAUAAUGCCCUUGUGUGGCCCAACAUGAGUUAAGAGGAAACUAAUAA